UGAAAUCUGUAGUAAUCACCAGUCAAGUGUCAGCUAUCCCAAGCACAAGCCAAAACACAAGCCAAUCAGUCAAUCAACAUGAAAUUCCUCAUCGUUUUCGUCGCUCUCUUCGCCAUUGCCUUGGCUGCUCCUCGUCCCGAUGCUGAAAUCGUCAAAUCCGAAUCUGAUGUAGGACCCGAAGGUUACACCUUCGCUGUUGAAACCACCGAUGGCAAGUCCCACAAUGAAGACGGCAAACUCAAGGAUGUUGGCACCGAACACGAAGCCAUCGUUGUCCACGGCUCCUACACCUGGGUCGAUGAGAAGACUGGCGAAAAAUUCACCGUCACCUAUGUUGCCGAUGAAAAUGGUUUCCAACCCUCCGGUGCUCAUUUGCCCGUUGCCUAAAUUUAAUUUUUAAGAAAUGUUUUUAAUAAAAUAAAAUUGCUUACGAAAA
Molecule: messenger RNA, 436 nt
Organism: Musca domestica (house fly)
Lineage: Eukaryota; Metazoa; Arthropoda; Insecta; Diptera; Muscidae
Product: larval cuticle protein 65Ab1-like
Exons: 1
Coding region: 79-387 (102 amino acids)
Cellular component (GO): chitin-based extracellular matrix
Molecular function (GO): structural constituent of chitin-based larval cuticle
Source: RefSeq, a predicted model, not a curated record